Messenger RNA from Fundulus heteroclitus (mummichog), 4252 nucleotides. RefSeq names its product sperm antigen with calponin homology and coiled-coil domains 1 (gene specc1). Gene Ontology annotation, molecular function: protein binding. Gene Ontology annotation, cellular component: microtubule organizing center; filamentous actin. Gene Ontology annotation, biological process: actin cytoskeleton organization. The record is from RefSeq and is a predicted model, not a curated record. The coding region runs from base 386 to 3295 and encodes 969 amino acids. NCBI's taxonomy places the organism in Eukaryota, Metazoa, Chordata, Actinopteri, Cyprinodontiformes, Fundulidae. The transcript has 13 exons.
GAAGUGCACACAAGUCUGCUGCAUGCCAGAGUGACAUACUGUCACUGUCCUGGAGAACAAAUACAAUCGCAUACAUUCAUACACACACACCCACACAAUCACACACACACACACAAAGUGACGCUACUCUCUGCCUGCCUCCUCACACAUGCCCACACACACUUACACAAUCCCUGAGAGACACGGAGAAAAGCAGCGAGGACCGGAGGGAGAGGAGGAUUUUCUAUCUUUUAUGGUUUUGUCGACAUGUGACUGACCAGAGGUGACUGCGAGCGCUGAGCAGAGACGACAGUCUGGACACUGACACACGCCUCUCCCCCACGGUCACAGAUUCUUGGAUUAGUCUGCCUCACUGUAGAGUGUGGGAGUCGGGGAGCGGACCAACAUGGGAAACCAAGCAGGGAGACCGGAGGAAACGGAGUCAGGCGCACAGACAACCAAAAAGUCUGGAAUCCCUGCUCCUAGAGAAAUCCCCUCUUCUAUGACAAGAGAUCGGGUUUCUCUCAGAGAUCAACUAAGGAGUUCCUCUACUAAAAGAAUAGUUACCAGUUCCAGCACCUCCAGCCUCUCCACCCUGACAAAGCAAACCCGUAGCUCAACCAAGUCCCGUGCAGAUGCGGAGAGCCAAGAAAGAGGCCUCCUGGAGAGCCAGGUGAAAGAGCUUCUCGCUGAAGCUAAGGUGAAAGACUUGGAGAUCAGCAAUCUGAGAACAGAGUUGCAGCGCUGCAAGAGUAAAACCUCCCCUGCUUCAUCUUUACCCUCUCCCAGCUCUCCGACACACCAUGAGCAUGUUGAUGAUCGUGAGCAGGGCCAGGUGGCUGAAGCCCUUGUUCUGGUUGGGGAGCUUAGGGAGAAGAAUGGGAAGUUUCAGAGAGAGUUGGCAUCACUGAGAGAAGAGAACCAGGCCCUGAAGGAAAAGCUGCUCUGUUUGGAGGCUUUUCCUCUGUCUAAUAAAAAGCCAAGUUCCUCAUCCAUUACCUUGGUGAACGGUGUCCCUUCAGACAAUUCAGCUUCUCAAAAGGACAAACUCAUCUCCACUGCAAGCCCACUGAAAACCUCUGGAUCCUCCAGCUCCGACAUCACCAAGGAGACACCAUCGCCAGAUUCCUCAGAGUUCGAGAAGAUCCCAUCCCGCUCCGAAUCAGGGAGCAGCAGUGUCAGUGGAGAAGCAGUCACGGUGAACAGUUCAGGGGGCCAAGAUGUUUCAGUGCAAAGACUAACAGAACAGAUUCACAAGAUGGAGGAGAGCCAUCACAGCACAGCAGAGGAGCUGCAGGCAACGCUGCAGGAGCUGGCUGACCAGCAGCAGGUGGUGCAGGAGCUGACCGCUGAGAACGAGCGUCUCGCUGAGGAAAGGCGCUUUCUGCAGACGUCGCUUCAGCAGCAGCGAGAACGUCUGGAGGUCUUGUCCCAGAAGAAUGAAUCGCUUGCUCUCAGAAUUCAGGAGCAAGCUCAGGCUCAGACCCAGCGAGAGCAAGAGCUGGGGAGCCAAGGGCCUCGGCUGGCAGAGCUGGAGCAGAGGUACGCCGAGCUGGUGGAGAGCUCUCAGUUUGAACGAGAAAAGCUGGUGGACAUCCAGCAGCAACUGACAGGCAGCUUGAGGGCUUUGGAAGAGGAACACCAGGAGGCUCAAGGUCAAGUCCGCUGCCUCAAAGAGGAGAUAGACAGGUUGCAGGCCCAGCUUUACAAGGAGGUGGAAAGCUGUGGCCAAGCGUCACAAGCUGCCGAGGAACACAAAGCAACAGCAGAGUGUCUCAGGCUGGAAAACAGUAGGCUCAAGGCACAGGUGGAUAUUGAGAGACAAAAGGUUGGUGAGCUGAAGGCCAUGCAGAGUGCCAGUGACAGCACUGAGCUGCAGAACCUGCUGAAGACUGCCCACUAUGAGCGAGACAAGCUGGAGGAGCAGCUGACAGAGCUGAGGCAGGAGCUACUCAGGGCCCAGACGGAGGCCGAGAGCGUGCGAAGCACCGUGUCAAAGGUGGAGGCCACAUGCCAGCAGGUUCAGGAGAAGGCUGCGAAGAGGGAGCAGGAGCUGAGUGAGCGAGUAACGUCCCUGGAGGAAGCAGGAGUUCAAGCGGAGAACCAAGUGAAGGAAAUGAAGGAGACCAUCUUUGAGCUGGAGGACCAGGUGGAGCAGCAGAGGGCCGUCAAUUGUCACACCAACCAGGCUGUCCUGGACAUGGAAAAUCUGGUGAAAAAGCUUGAGGAGCAGAAGGCUGAAGCAGAGCGACAGCUAAAAGUGUUGAACAGACAGAUGAAGGAGGAAAGAGAUGAUUGGCGGCGUUUUCAGGCAGACCUCCAGACAGCAGUGGUGGUGGCCAACGACAUCAAAGUGGAAGCUCAGCAGGAGCUGCGCACUCUCAGGAGGCAGCUGCAGGAGGAGCAGGAUCGCAAUGCAAAGCUUUCUGCAGAUCUUCAGGCCAUGCAGGGAGUCAGGUCCCAAGGUGAUGAGGGGAGAGUGUUGGACUCUGACAGCGGCAGCAGCCAGUGGUGCGGCAUCUCCAUGAUCCCCACCACACCCGCCGACGCCAGCGACGGUGCCAGCUCAGAAGCCGGAGCUGCUGUCAAAUCCCUCAUUAAGUCCUUUGAUACUGUUGGACAGAAUGGACCAUGUCAUGCAGUUCAGAUGCCUUCCUCUCUCAGAAGCCCUCUGAGUGGGAUCCCUGUACGCACUGCACCAGCUGCAGCUGUCUCCCCCAUCCAGAGACACUCCUACAUAAAGCCACUAUCAAAGACACUGGAAAAAAGAAUAGAUCAUGGGGAGUUCUGUCAUCCUCGUGAUAAGUUGUCAAGCUUUGGCGAGGACCUGAAACCAAGCAGCCUUAUGAGGAAGAGCCCUUCUCUGGAGAGUGUAAUCAAAAGCCCCGUUUCCUUCAGCAGCCGCACUACAUCGUUCAGCUACAGUCGAGGAAGUAGUAAACUCUGUGUGGAAAGAACGGACCCCUUGGCUGCUCUGGCGCGGGAGUAUGGAGGAUCUAAGAGAAACGCUCUACUGAAGUGGUGCCAGAAGAAAACAGAGGGCUAUCCGAAUAUUGAUGUGACCAACUUCAGCAGCAGCUGGAGCGAUGGCCUGGCUUUUUGUGCCCUGCUACACACCUACCUGCCUGCUCACAUCCCUUACCAGGAGCUCAUCAGUCAAGAUAAGGUCCGGAAUCUGACCCUUGCCUUCCAGGCCGCCGAGAGCAUUGGCAUCAAACCAUCCCUGGACAUUGAGGAGCUGAAGAAGACCGACAGGCCCAACUGGCAGAGCGUCAUGCAGUACGUCUCCCAGAUCUACAAAUACUUUGAGACCUGACGCUUAAGGAAACCAGAGAUUAUCAGAGGGACAGGAAUGCUCUUCUGUCUCUGUGGACCAGUCUGGCCCAGGGCUGCAGCGUUUACGGCUCUCCUGUCUGGCAUUCUUCAACUGCCCUCGAGCUUUCUGAACUCAUCUCUACAGUCGGAAGUGAGACCGAAAUGGGAGAGCAAACACAGUCAGCAAAGAUCAUUUUCAUAAGAUGUGUUGGCUGAGUAUUUUAUUCACAGACAAACUACUUCUGGUCCAAGGUCAUUCUGAGAUUUUGUAGCAGUUAACAGUACAUUUGAGACUUGGUUCCAUUUUUUUCUAUCUUGCCCACCAAAAAAAAAAAAAAAUGCAAUUGAUGUCUUUCCUAAUCCACGACUCUGUGCUGUCAACAUGUUUCUGAGAGGAACUGCUGAAAUGACUCUUCUGUUUACAAAUCAAAUGCUUCUGACAAAAUGGCAGCUUUCUAAUCUUUUAUUCAUUACCGAAACACAACUCCAGGUAGUUUACCCCACUAAAGAGCUGCUGAUGACUUUUGUAGAGAUAUGUUGACUGGAACACAUUUAGCUCUAGGAUUUGCUUACUUCCAACAUAAAUAGACGUCUAACUGCAACCUGCCCAAUGCACAGGUUCUCCACGAUUUCCAUCAAAACUCCCUGAAGGAGUGCGGCACUGAAGCCGCUUUGCGAACUGUACACAUCUUUAUUCAGCUCUAUACGUUGAAUUAUGGACAAUGUGAGUUCAACACGUAACAAAGAACACUCCAGCUUUGUGUGGUACAAUUUUGACAAGCUUCCAUUUUGCAGAUGCCUGUUUUUUUGGACAAAUAAGCGUUAUAUUUAUUUAUUUCCAAGAGAUGCUUAAAGAAAAAUUGCGCAAUGGACAGGAGCAGAAGCCGUUCCCUGGUGACGGAUAUUAUGUCUCUUCUGUAGUUAUGGAUUAAUAAAGGAUUAUCAAGAAUUUAUCUUA